AUGAUCCAUCAUUCUACAGGCACCGACGUGGCCAAUCCUAUUCUUCUCAAUACACCACCACCCACUCCACUCAAGGAGCCAUUGCUUUUCUCUCCGCCUACUACUGUAUCCAAGCAAUCACCUGAAAAACAAUCUGAAAAGAAACCGCAGCAGCCACAAUACAUCGAAGUCAUUGCCCCCGAUACGCCACCACCUGCUGCUGCUUCUGUUGACAGCAAACAAAAGGAAAAGUCGCCAUUGUCCAUUGACUCAUUGUCGCAAUCGUCCAAUGCAUCGCUACCUUUGCCUUCUCCUCAAUCGGCAACGACGCCUCAACAAGAGCUAUCACCAAGAUCAUCGGCUACCCCUUCUCAUACAUUGGAUGGUGGUAGUACACGUUCAAGCUCAAUGGUAUCUGUGAGCGUCCUUGGCGACCAACAGUUAUUGGAUCACUCGCAUCUUAAGCCUGGCCAUCGAGCAUCCUUAUUAUCCUAUGCACAGACCAUCAACAUGUAUCGCGACAAUGCCAAAAAGACCAACAGCCCUGACAUCCAAUGUGAUUUCGCCAUCUUUAUGGUGGAAGCUGCCAAACCACUUGCAACCGAAGGCGCCACAGCUGCCGAACGAUGGGCUUAUCUUACAGAGGCUGAGAAAUUGCUGAGACAAUUGUCCGCUCGUGGUCAUGCUGAAUCGCAGUACUACCUUGGCAACCUCUACGCAGCGGGAAUGCUUAGCAAAAAGGGCAAGAACGAGUUUGACAAGGCUUUCCCUCUCUUUGUACAAGCAACCAAACAUCAUCAUGCCGAUGCUUCGUUUAGAGCGGCAAAAUGCUAUGAAGAUGGUCUUGGUACUCGCAAGGAUCGGUCCAAAGCUGUACAAUUUUACAGAAAAGCUGCCACAUUAAGUCACCCGGGUGCUAUGUACCGAUUGGGCGUUGCACAAGUAUAUGGGGAAUUAUCGAUAUCCAAGAAUGCAAGAGAUGGAGUAAAGUGGCUGAAAAGAGCUGCUGAAGCGGCGACACCCGAAUAUCCCCAUGCAAUCCAUGAAUUGGCGCAGCUGCACGAAACAGGAAUCAAGAAUGUUGUUUUCGUGGAUCUGGACUAUGCUGUGUCAUUGUACGCCCAGGCUGCGGAUCUGGGAUACGCUCCAUCCGCGUAUCGUUUGGGAGAGUGUUACGAAUAUGGAAGACUCAAUUGUGAUCAAGACCCUGCUUUGUCCAUCCAUUACUAUACCAUUGCUGCUCAACAAGGUCAUUGCGAAGGAUGCUUUGCUCUCACGGCUUGGUACCUUGUGGGUUCGCCCGAAGUCCUUCCACAAUCAGAUGAACAAGCCUACGUAUGGGCCUAUCGUGCGGCUGAAAUGGGUCUUGCCAAGGCUGAAUACGCUGUCGGUUAUUUCACAGAAGUUGGCAUCGGCACUAUCAGCGACCCAGAUGAGGCUUUCGAGUGGUACAGCAGAGCUGCUCAGCAUGGCGACAAGCGUGCCAUCCAAAGGAUACAAGCACAACAAGGUCUUAAUGCCGAUCAGCAUGAUGGCCAUCAUCAUCAUGGCAAAAAGAACAAACGUCGUCAAGAUUCAUGCAUGAUCAUGUAA
Messenger RNA from Lichtheimia ornata, 1572 nucleotides. RefSeq lists its product as uncharacterized. The transcript is spliced from 3 exons. The coding region runs from base 1 to 1572 and encodes 523 amino acids. Gene Ontology annotation, molecular function: protein binding. The record is from RefSeq and is a predicted model, not a curated record. Lineage: Eukaryota; Fungi; Mucoromycota; Mucoromycetes; Mucorales; Lichtheimiaceae.